AUGGGGGUGCCGAGUGAUUUCUCUGAGGAAUGCAUGACCGGCGAUUCCGAAUCUAAUCGGAGAGGAUCCAGCAAGCCCAGAUUGUUCAUCAAAGAGAUGGUGAUGAGAAAUUUCAAAUCUUAUGCUGGAGAGCAAAGAGUCGGACCAUUUCACAAGAGUUUUUCGGCAGUGGUUGGUCCCAAUGGUAGUGGGAAGAGUAAUGUGAUAGAUGCGAUGUUAUUUGUGUUUGGGAAGAGAGCUAAGCAGAUGCGCCUGAACAAAGUUUCAGAGCUCAUCCAUAAUUCCACUAAUCACCAGAACCUGGACAGCGCUGGUGUCUCUGUUCACUUCCAAGAGAUUAUUGAUCAAGAUGAUGGAAAUUAUGAGGUCGUCCCCGGAACUGAUUUUGUCAUUACAAGAGUUGCAUUUCGAGACAACUCUUCAAAAUACUAUAUAAAUGACUGUGGGAGUAAUUUUACAGAGGUUACCCGGAAAUUGAAAGGAAAGGGGGUGGACCUAGACAAUAACCGGUUUUUAAUUCUCCAGGGUGAAGUUGAGCAAAUAUCAUUGAUGAAGCCGAAGGGUCAAGGACCUCAUGACGAAGGUUUUCUUGAAUAUCUUGAGGAUAUUAUUGGAACUAACAAAUAUGUGGAAAAAAUUGAAGAAUCCUAUAAGCAGUUGGAGACCCUCAAUGAGAAAAGGUCGGGAGUAGUGCAAAUGGUAAAAUUAGCUGAGAAAGAAAGAGAUAGCUUGGAGGAUGUUAAGAAUGAAGCUGAGGCCUACAUGUUGAAGGAGUUGUCCCUGUUGAAAUGGCGAGAGAAAGCUACCAAAUUGGCCUCUGAGGAUGCUACUUCUCAUGUGGUUGAACUGAAAACAAAUGUAUCCAACUUGGAAGAAAAUCUGAAGAAUGAAAGGGAGAAGAUUCAAGAAAAUGCUAAGACACUGAUGGAUCUUGAAGGAGUACACAAUAAGUAUAUGAAGCAACAGGAGGAACUUGAUGAUAACCUCCGAACCUGUAAGGAUGAGUUUAAAGAGUUUGAGAGGCAGGAUGUGAAGUAUCGAGAAGAUUUAAAGCACAUAAAGCUGAAAAUCAAGAAACUAGAGGACAAGCUUGAAAAGGAUUCAUCCAAGAUUGAAGAGAUAUUAAAGGAGUGUGAGGAUUCAACAACUUGGAUUCCAAAACUUGAGGAAGGUGUACCCAAACUACAACAAUGCCUUUUGGAUGAGGAGAAAGUCCUAGAGGAAAUUAAGGAGAGUGCUAAAGUUAAAACUGAGAGUUACCGUUCAGAGCUUGUGGAGGUCCGUGCUGAGCUAGAACCAUGGGAAAAACUGUUCAUUGAUCAUAAAGGGAAACUUGAUGUUGCUUCUAAUGAAAGCCAACUUUUAAAGGAGAAGGAUGUUUAUAUUCAUGAAGCUGGUUUGGUAGCUUUUGAAGAUGCUCAGAAGCAGAUGAAUGAGAUAACGGACAAAAUUAAAGUAAAGAGUAUGAGCAUCGUUAAGUUGCAAAGUGAUUUAGAGAAAUAUAAACAUGAAGCAUCAGACGCUCGUAAAGUGGAACAGGAUUGCUUGAGAGAGCAAGAAUUACUUGUUCCUAUUGAACAAACUGCAAGACAAAAACUCACAGAGCUUUUGUCUACCAUGGAAUCGGAAAAGAGUCAAGGAUCUGUUUUGAAAGCUAUUUUGCAAGCUAAAGAAUCAAAUCAGAUAGAGGGAAUAUAUGGACGGAUGGGGGAUCUUGGUGCUAUUGAUGGUUAG
Molecule: messenger RNA, 1734 nt
Organism: Telopea speciosissima
Lineage: Eukaryota; Viridiplantae; Streptophyta; Magnoliopsida; Proteales; Proteaceae
Product: structural maintenance of chromosomes protein 4-like
Exons: 14
Coding region: 1-1734 (577 amino acids)
Biological process (GO): mitotic chromosome condensation
Source: RefSeq, a predicted model, not a curated record